UUUUGCGAACCAGUUGAAGGCUGUAGCCCUGAAGCAUUGAAAUCACAUCCUUGCGCAAAAAUUCCCGUGACGUUGAUCUAAUCCUUUUGCACUCAGCCACAAUGAUGACCAAUCCAAGAUCUUCACCGCGAAACUCUCCACUGGCUUUUCUUAUUCUUUUCCUUACAUUAUCCACUUUCUAUUGUUCUUCGCAAGUACUCGCCAAGUCUCGUCGUCCAAUCACUGAGGCUGAAACUAGGCAGAAGAAGCUUCAGUGCUACGCUGAUAUUGACAGCGGUCUGUGGGGUUGGCAAUGCAAAUCUUCGAUGAUAUCCAGGGAAAAUUGUGCUUUACGAUGCCUUUCUCCAGCUUGUUAUGAGCUGAUCUAUGAGAGUGAUCCGCUUGAAGAAGGAGAGAAGGAUUUAACUCGUAGCCAGGAGUUCAAAUACUGCAUGCACAAAUUUUAAUUCAAGUAUCAUGCAAGGCUGUAGGAUGCUUUGGAAGAAAUGCUUCUUGUGCUACCUACUUGAUCGUAAGGAAAUUCCAGUCGACAGAAUGGAAACCAUAAUUCAAGUUGCAUGUCAAUUGAAAGAUUGGACAAAUGUUAUUAUGAAGGAUGAGAGAUUUUGUAGUUCUAAUUUUUGAAGUCAUCUAUGAUGAUCUCACUGUUUGAUCUCACAGUCCUAAGUUGGUUUGAGGAUCUCUUAUGAAUUCUGAUUGAUAGAGGCCUACAAUGAAUUUUAACAAUUUAGUCAUUCUGGAGAUAUGGUUAUGGCCAAUCAGUACGCCUUUGGGGCUCCCAUUAUGGUGCCAAAUACUUGAAACGGCAGAACUUUUGGUGAGUGUGGUUGGAGAAAUAAAGGAAGUGAAGUAAAACAUAAGGGGAGAGAAUGGGAAACAGAAAUCAUACUCUGGUUAUCAGAUUUUAUCAAAUACAAGAACUUAAUUGACAGAGAGUUUAUUGGUGGCAAAGUGGCUGUACUCAGAAUGUGGGGCAAAUGAAGACACCUGGCAGCCAGUGAAUGCAUGACUGAAAUAAGAAUUUGAUGAUGUAGUAAGAACAUGUGUGACAGUUGUAAACCAUAUAUUUAGCAUGGAGGAAGAUCAAUUAGAAACACAUUACAUGCAAAUAUAUAUUGUGAAGUUAGGAAUAAUUGAUGGUUACUUGAAAUGUGACCUAGUUAACCAUGACUGAAUAUGCAGUGCGAUGACAUGAGUGGCAACGCAUAGCUUAGUUCAGAUAUAAUUCAUUUAUUUCCAUUUAAAUGUUGUGAUGCAUAACCUGGAACUUUAGUCUUAAGUCUGUUUAUUUUAGAUGUUCUUGUUAUGGGUAGUAGGUAAUUUGAGCAAAAUCUGAUGGACGAGCUUGAAUAAGCCCGAAAAAUCUUUAGGUGGGCUUGGCCUGAAUACCCAAAUUUUAUUUUCUUUUUUUAAAUUAAAUAAAUUAAAUGAACCUUCACUUCACACUCGCAAAUUCUCUACUAGACUCAGUUGGCAUACUUUGCACUCCUAAAUGAAGUUACAAUGUUCCAAUAAUUGUUUGUUUUUAAUCUUUUCUGCAAAUGUUAAGAAAAACUAAACACGAGAAGUUACUUCAUAUGCUUCCAUUUUUACUCUUUCAAUACUUGGUCUCAUAUUAGCAAGGGUAGAGAAAAAAGUGUUGUAAUGUUACUGUUGCCAGAAAAAUCUGAAUUUUUUGUGGUAAAAAUUGAAAUUGGUUCAAAAAAGAAAAAAGGAAAAAUAAAAUAAAAAGUUUUAACAAUUCAAGUAUUCGAGUUGACCCGAAUAAGCCCAAAAGCUUGAGGCGUUAAGGUCGAGCUUGGCUAUAUGAAUUUUUUUUAUAUAUUUUGGUAUUUUAAAUCUGGUUUGAAUAAGCUCACUUCACUUGAAUUACGGGCUUUAAUGGGUAGUCUGCCCAUUUUGGCAAGAUGCAUCUUACACGUUUUUUUAAUGUUUGAAUCUCUUUAUGUGGAAUACUGGAAUCCCUGAAUGUCUUUUUGACAAUGUGGAUUGACUUAAUUAUUUGGAACCUAGUCUGCUUGUUAGUGUGAUAGGGUAAUGCAUGGUUUUUAAGUAAUGGAUGGAGAUACAAUAGAAGACCAUUUUAGUUCUCCAAAAGUAACCUUGCCAUCAAUUGGCUCUUUCAGGGGUCUUUUGUAUCGAUAUGUUACUCGAAUGCUAAUUUUGUUUCUAUCCUCAAAAGAUUGUGCGGUAUCCUUUGAGAACCUCUGAAAUGUUGAACAUGGAACUAAGUCUAACUUGAGGUUUAAAAUGAUAAAAAAAUCUACGCAAGAGUUAAGAAUGCUGAGGAGGACAUGUUUGGAUCAUCGGUUUCACCAAAAUAUAAUUCUCUAUUUGGUGGCCCAUUCAUUGUUGAGUAUUGCCUCUAGUUGAAAGAUUUUGUUUAAAUUUCAUUUACCGUGUAAUGUAAAGUACUCUUGUUCGUUGAAUUGGACGACCACAGUGACUGUUCCAUUGAAGCUAGAAAUAUUAAAUUGUUGAUUCUUUAAGUUAUGACUAGUAAUUAAUUCACUUUCUAUGGAUAAAAGAAAGAGAAACUAGCUCAUUUUUGACACUGUUGGUCUUUUGUUUUAUGUAGAAUUCCUUUGACUUUCCUUUAAUAAUACAAUAAGCAACCCUUGAUGAGAAUCUACUGAAUUCUCACUUGUAUCGUCAAUUUGACUUCUCUAUUGCAUUUGUUGGACGAGGACAACGUUUGAUCUCCCCCCCCCCCCCCAAAAAAAAAAAUGUUUUUAGAUUAUUUGUCUGAUGAAAUUAGAAGACUGUUUCUGUUCUUCAUUUAUUCUUUUCAAAAUAAAAUAAAAUAACUUUUUUAUAUCUAGACUACAAUUGGCUUCUCUGAACAGAUCUGCUCGUGUUGGAGCAGUAAAGAAGCCAAAUAAUCAUAAUUUGUGCGUUAUAUAUGGGAUCCUAAAUGUAUUAUGAAUUAUAGUUCUAACAGGUCCCUUUACCCUUCAACUAUCCAUACUACCUGCAAAUGAAUGACCACAGAUGCUGACGUCCUUUCCUGUUAAAUCAGAAAUUAGAAUAGUGCUGAACUCUUAUCAUAACUCGACAAUGAAAAUUUUAGACUUCCUUCUUACAAAAUGUUGAUCGGGAUGGUUGUGUUUAUCUACUUUAUAUUGCUUUUCUUGUUCAAGCUUUUAUUUGUUUCAUUGGAAAACAUAAAUAUUGGUACUUAUAGUUGUAACAUGUUUUGACAUAGGUCUCUAUAGUUUUUUCCCCCCGUUUCAGGUCCCUCUAUUUUUUGAUAUUCCCAAAAGAAUGAUUAGGUGGUACUAAGGAUGUUAAAUAUGCUCACUUGUAACUAGCAUUAUUAAUCUUUGUACUAAGGUGGAAUUAUGAUUUAAUUUAUUGAAACUUGAAACAUGAAACAGAACAGAGUGGUUAAUUUGCUGAAUCAUAAUUACAUCUCAGCAUAGAUUAAUGACGUUAGUCAUAGUUCAACAUAUUUAACACCAUUGGUGCUAUCUUAUCGUCCUUAUAUGUAUAUUAAAAAAUAGAGGGAUGAAUGUUGCAACUAGGAUAAAUUAGAGGGACUUGGAGCAAUGAAAGAAAACUAUAAGGACUUAUACCAAAAUAUGUUAAAAUUAUAGGGACUAGUAGUAAUGUUUUCUUUUGUUUCUUUGUUUACAUAAAAUAAAGAGUAGUAAGGAUAUAUGACGUUUUUACCCUGAGCAUUGUAUUUUUCGUCUCC
This is a messenger RNA of Prosopis cineraria, 3697 nucleotides long. RefSeq lists its product as uncharacterized. Lineage: Eukaryota; Viridiplantae; Streptophyta; Magnoliopsida; Fabales; Fabaceae. The transcript has 5 exons. The coding region runs from base 102 to 446 and encodes 114 amino acids. The record is from RefSeq and is a predicted model, not a curated record.